Molecule: messenger RNA, 727 nt
Organism: Vespa mandarinia (Asian giant hornet)
Lineage: Eukaryota; Metazoa; Arthropoda; Insecta; Hymenoptera; Vespidae
Product: putative small nuclear ribonucleoprotein E
Biological process (GO): mRNA splicing, via spliceosome
Cellular component (GO): spliceosomal complex
Molecular function (GO): RNA binding
Source: RefSeq, a predicted model, not a curated record
UUUAGUUGGUACUACUACCUGAACGCCAUAUUUUACGGCGUCUGGCAUUUUCAUCGAGAAAAAAAAAACAAGCACGUUUUAAACGAGUCGUCAUAAUUUUUUUGCAAAAACAAAGUUCAAAAUGUCGUACAAAGGACCUCAAAAAGUACAAAAGGUGAUGGUACAACCAAUCAACCUUAUAUUUCGAUAUUUACAAAAUCGAUCCCGCGUCCAAGUUUGGCUUUUCGAAAAUAUUCAUCUGAGAAUCGAGGGUCACAUUGUUGGCUUUGACGAAUACAUGAAUUUGGUACUGGACGAUGCUGAGGAAUAUCAUUUGAAAACGAAGAAUAGAAAACCAUUAGGACGUAUCAUGUUAAAAGGAGAUAAUAUAACGUUAAUACAAAAUACUAAUCCUGCUGCGAAUUGAAUUUGAAAAAAUAACCUCAAAAUGGGCAUUGGUAUGUCAACACAAGAAUCUACGUCGAGUGCCCUUCAUUGGACGAUAUCAAGAAGAAGACAAAAGUUGUGUAUUAAAAUAUGAUUUAUAUUGUGGUGCGACUCAGGGACAUACUUAGGACAAAAAUAUGAAAACCUUCAAGGAAAGGAAGUUCUCGACUUUCUCUAUACUUUACUAUAUCAUUGAUGUUAAAAAGAUUAAUCCAUUGACUCAUGUUUAUUUUCUCAUAUCAGAUUUUUCAAUAUUUUCUUUGUAGAUUUGAGCAUACUACGCGUUUAAAGUCUUUCAUUA